This is a messenger RNA of Anopheles stephensi (Asian malaria mosquito), 2264 nucleotides long. RefSeq lists its product as uncharacterized. The transcript is spliced from 2 exons. Gene Ontology annotation, biological process: DNA integration. Lineage: Eukaryota; Metazoa; Arthropoda; Insecta; Diptera; Culicidae. Gene Ontology annotation, molecular function: nucleic acid binding. The coding region runs from base 225 to 1904 and encodes 559 amino acids. The record is from RefSeq and is a predicted model, not a curated record.
AGGGAGGCGAAUUCAAGUGGACAGCCGAAUGCCAGAAAUCUUUUGAGAGAUUUAAGGAGAUUUUGAGUUCCGACCUACUUCUGACCCACUAUGAUCCGUCGAAGGAUAUAAUCGUGUCAGCGGAUGCUUCAUUAGUAGGUUUGGGAGCUACCAUCAGUCAUCGGUUUCCGGAUGGGCGUGUAAAGGUUAUCCAGCAUGCCGCGCGAGCGUUAACGAAGGUGGAAAUGAACUAUAGUCAGCCAGAUCGCGAGGGUCUCGCAAUUGUGUUCGCUGUGACGAAGUUCCACCGCAUGCUGUUCGGACGUAAAUUCACGCUACAAACUGAUCACCAACCUCUCCUCAGAAUCUUCGGCUCACGUAAAGGAAUUCCGUUGUACACUGCGAACAGGCUUCAGCGUUGGGCAUUAGCGCUUCUUCUUUACGAUUUCACUAUAGAAUACGUAGCGACAGACAAGUUUGGCAAUGCGGACAUCCUCUCGAGAUUGAUGAAUCGUCACGAAAAGCCAGAAGAGGAUUACGUUAUUGCUAGUAUCCAGCUUGAAGAUGAUAUGAAUCAUCUGGUGACGAGUGCAACUCAAGCCCUGCCGUUGAAUUUCAAGGAUUUGGAGCGUGGUACACAAACAGAUUCUAUGUUACGGAAGGUGUUCCAGUUCGUCCAGAAUGGUUGGCCGAUGGGUGAAGAGAAAAGUGUAGAGCUGAAACAAUUCUUCGUACGGCGGGAGGCCUUAUCCACUGUGGGAAAUUGCCUCUUAUUCGGAGAACGGGUUGUGAUUCCAGCAAACAUGCGAGAUCGAGUGCUGAAGCUCUUGCACAGAGGACACCCUGGGGUAACUCGUAUGAAGGCACUAGCAAGAGGAUACGUUUAUUGGCCAAAGAUGGACAGUGAAAUCGAGGACGUUGUUAAAACGUGUCAACCGUGUGCAAGUGCAGCGAAGUCUCCAGAGCACUGUGCACCGGUGGAUUGGCCAAAAUCGACCGCUCCCUGGCAGCGUAUUCAUAUUGAUUACGCCGGGCCCAUCGAGGGAGAGUAUUAUUUUCUGGCAGUAGACUCGUAUUCCAAAUGGCCAGAAAUAAUACCGACAAAGCAUACAACUGCACAAGUAACGGUUAAGAUAUUACGAGGACUGUGUGCACGGUUUGGUAUGCCAGAGACGAUUGUCAGCGACAAUGGUACGCAGUUUACCAGUUCGGAGUUCGGGGACUUCUGCAUACAGAACGGUAUCCAUCAUGUGCGAACUGCGCCGUAUCAUCCGCAAUCGAACGGGCAGGCUGAAAGGUUCGUGGACACCUUUAAGCGAGCUGUUAAAAAGAUCCGCGAAGGAAAUGGUGGAAUGCAUGAGGCCCUUGAUGAAUUUCUGUUGGCAUACAGAACCACGCCGAACAAGACGCUGGAGCAGAAAUCGCCGGGGGAGAUGAUGCUGAAUAGGAAAGUUCGAACCGCUCUCGAGCUUUUGCGACCAUCUUCUCGUAAUUUUGCUAGACAACCAGCGGUGAAUGACACUAUCGUCGGAAGGAAUUUCUGCGUAAACGACAAGGUCUACGUGAAAAGAUACCAUCGGAAUGGCUGGGAGUGGGUAUCCGGAGUAGUGACUGAUCGUCUGGGAAGCGUGAUGUACAUGAUUGACAUCUGCGGUAGGUCUCUACGAUACCACGUAAACCAGCUUAGAAUACGACAUGCAGCGGACGACCGUCAGCAAACACAGCUUCCACUGCAUGUAUUGUUGGAUGCCUGGGACAUGCCUGGAAGUAUCGAGCCGGCAUCCUCAUCUUUAGUUCCGUCGACGACUACGGAACAUGUUGAGCCUGAUAACGACAACUCUCAGCAGACCUGCUCGGAUGCAGCUCCACGUCGAUCAGCACGAUUAAAGAAGCAGCCUGUUUGGAUGAGCGAUUAUCGCAAUUAAAGCAGGGGGAUGUUGGAGACGUGAGCGUAGGGUUAUAAACGGGUUGAAGCUUGACAGCUUCUGGGGACGCCAAGAAAACCGCGCACUCUUCGUUGCAGGCUCGGGCACAAAAGACGUGUACAAUUAGAAAAGGAAUAAAAUAUAUAUUGUAUCACAAGAUACAACAGUGGCGACGAGUUAUAUAAAAUGACUACACCGGUAGAACCGAACGCGGCAUGGAUCGUCGAGAUGUUCAAGCAGCAGCAGCAAAUGUUAAAUCAGCAACAGCAGCUGUUGAACAGCGUGAUGUCGGUGAUGAAGGCAAAGGACAGCGAAUGUCCUGAAAAAGCGAUAGACGCCAUCGCCGGACAGAUCAAGGAA